AUGCUUGAUAACGCUAUCAGAGCGGGCCUAGAACCUUCUCAGUCUCCACCAUUUGAUGUAAUUGCUGCCUAUCGAAGAAAUCUCUUGGAUGAGGACACAUCCAUGCCAAUUGCUGCUGUACUUGCAUUAACAGAGCUCCUUGCCGUCUCAAAAGCGGAAACGAUGUACGAAUUGGUAGAAGCAUUGAAAGUUGGAGCAGCUAUCCUCAAACAAGCAACUCCGAAUCCAAUCAGUCUAACGGCCGGUUGUGAUCUAUUCAUCCGUUACGUGAGCACAGCGCGCCAGGAAGACUUGGCGUUCGCCACCCAUAAGGAAGCGCUAAUUCGGGAAGGGAAUUUGUAUGCGCGUAACGCAGCCGAAUCUUGUCGAGAGAAAAUAUCGCAUCUUGCACUGGGCUUCAUACCUGAUGACGGCGUGAUUUUAAUACAUUCAUUUUCAAGGGUGGUUCUCCAGGCAUUGAUAAAUGCACAUAAGCGGAAGCGCGUAUCUGUUUAUGUCACCGAAGCGCGCCCAAGAGGUUUGGGCAUCAAAGCAUUUGACGCUUUAACCGCUGCUGGAGUCCCUUCCACCCUCGUGCUCGAUUCUGCAGUGGCGUACGUCAUGGAUAGGGUAGAUCUAGUUCUGGUCGGGUCUGAGGCUGUUGUGGAGAGUGGCGGCCUAAUAAAUGCUGUGGGAAGCUACCAAGUGGCCAUCAUAGCGAAAGCCGCCAAUAAGCCGCUAUACGCCCUAGCAGAGAGCUACAAAUUCCUCCGCUCGUUUCCCCUAUCACAAUACGAUCUGCCCAUCCACAAUUCUUCCGUCUUGCGACUUCCAACACAGAAACCUUCUCACCCUUCCACACUAACGGUGUCACAUGGGUCACCUGCAGUUUAUGCUCCACCGGCAGCUGAGCGGCCCGCGGCCCCCCACCUCUCUGACCAUUCAUCACCCGCACCGACGUUGACGAUGACACCUGAACAGCUUGCCAAUAACCCGGAUGUUGACUACACGCGACCCGACCUUAUUGCCUUGGUUUUUUCAGAUGUGGGCAUCCUCACCCCUUCUGGGGUAAGCCAGUACCUGGUAAACAUCUUUUCGGAUUAA
This is a messenger RNA of Cantharellus anzutake, 1083 nucleotides long. RefSeq lists its product as uncharacterized. Gene Ontology annotation, biological process: translational initiation. Bases 1 to 1083 code for a protein of 360 amino acids. The transcript has 6 exons. Gene Ontology annotation, molecular function: guanyl-nucleotide exchange factor activity; translation initiation factor activity. NCBI's taxonomy places the organism in Eukaryota, Fungi, Basidiomycota, Agaricomycetes, Cantharellales, Hydnaceae. The record is from RefSeq and is a predicted model, not a curated record. Gene Ontology annotation, cellular component: eukaryotic translation initiation factor 2B complex.